Molecule: messenger RNA, 2649 nt
Organism: Anopheles funestus (African malaria mosquito)
Lineage: Eukaryota; Metazoa; Arthropoda; Insecta; Diptera; Culicidae
Exons: 5
Coding region: 356-823 (155 amino acids)
Source: RefSeq, a predicted model, not a curated record
GAUCGAAUCACGAUCAGUAUUACGAUAGAAUCGUUCCAAGCAGGGUGCAAAACAUAUUUCCCCUCCCGAUAUAGAUCCAUUUUGUUUUUGGGCCUGUUUUUUUGUUUGUUUGCUUGUUGUUGAAUUGUGUCUGAAGCAGUGUGGCAGAGCCUGAUAACAGCAAAUAAGAGAAGAAGAAAAAACAGAACAAACCAAAACUCUGCUGCCGAUCGACCACGGUUUGUGCAACUUCCGACAACAGGCGAUCCGAGUUACCCUGUUGUGAAUAGUGAUUGGCGGAUCAUCUACCGAAGCAGUUCCGGCGAAACCUUAAACUUACCUGCGAACGAAACACUCGACUAGAACAAAUUUCAAAAUGUUCAAGAACCAUCUUGCUAUGAUUGGCAUGAAUGAGACGCCAAACAAAAAGGCCAAGUUUUGGCAGUCAUACAUCAGAUCCUUGAAGGGAUCCGAUGAUAUUCGUGCACACGACACUCCGGCCUACCGGCGACCGAUCCUGCUGUUCGACGAACCGGACACUGCUGUCGGUCGCAUCAACUCGCCCGGCUACCACUACUUGCCGGUACAUCGGGAAACCUACGGUUACUCGCCCCGGCCAAUCUACGACCAUCACUACACGCGUUCGCAGAGAGCACCAAGCGUAAACAGACUGGCCGAUGCCGAGAAAGCCUGGGCUGAUCAUUUGGAGCGGAUGCGGGAUAUUGACCGCAGAUACCCAUCGCGCUACGGCCUGUACCUCAAGGACAAACCAAGCCAGGUAGUAUUUCCGCAGGAGAUGGAGUACGAACCGGAGACGAAGCCGCUCUACUCGACGCUGCACUAAGCGGGGGAAAUGGCGUUUGGUGCUAAAAGCUUACUGAACCCUCUCCCUUACACACUGUUUCCAUCCUUACAAAUGUUUUCCCGUAUUUUUUCCACCCCUCUCCCCCCCCCCCCCUCGGCCUCCAAUCCACACGGUCACCCACAAGUCCUAUGAAAGUAGCCCGAUAGUCCGGUUUUUUGUUUUGUUUUUGUUUUUUCCUCUCUCAGUGUGGUAAGCUUUAACAGACGCAACACACUAAAAAGGCGAUUAACAAGGCGAACCAAGAUGUGUAUGUAAAGCAGACCGGCAGCUGAAGUAACGAAUGACGCAGCGUUACCGGUCGGUUAAGCGCGAUCAUACCUUGGCCACUUGGUGGGGUAUGAGAGACAGCUAGCUAGAGAGAGAGAGAGUCGAAGUUGUAAGCAAAAACCUCAACAAAACAAAACAUGAAAAAAAAGAACAAAAUGAGAUGGAAAAAGUUUACUCCUUUUAAAAGGUACCGACUUGUUUCUCACACAAAAAACAAACACAAAGAAAAAAAGAAGAACCACACAUACACACAAAAAACACACACACAAGAGAGAAUCUAUUAAAAUCUCAAUCAUGCGUAAUCACUAACAAUCUUGAUAAAAAGGACGAACGAUAUUGUGUAUUAUUUUCUGUUGGAUUUUCUUUUUGUGUUCUACUGUUUUAAUGCAUAAACGAUUUCUAAAACUCCCAUCUAAAAACCAAAACCAACAAAAAAAAAAACAAACCAAAAAAAAAUGAAUAAAAACAUGAAAUAUAUGAAUAAAGCGUAAAUAAUAAAAGCGUAAGAAGCAAACGCAGAUGGAAGCAGGAGAGAAAAUCGAGAGAAAAAAAAAAAACAGUAUCAGAAUUGAAAGGUAUUAUUUGUUGACAGGCGUAGAUGGAAGGUGAAAGGUGAAACAAGUAGAUCAGACAACUUCCCGCAAACACAUACAAAAAUCGCUAUCUUACCGAUACCGAUACCUUCAACAACGGAAAGUAACCAAUUUUCAAGAUGGCCCCCUUUGAAGGGAAGAAGGGGAGCGGGGUGAGGUGAGUGUUUUUGGAGGGGAAACACGAAAGGGGAGCACCAACGCAUCAACGUAUAAACAGGAUACAGGAUACAUCACACAUAACAGUAGCUAGCGAUGGAAGCGAUAUUACUUAGCGGUGAAUAGCACGUGGAUGUAGUUACUAUUUCGAAUAUUAGCGACUUUUUUCUUAAUUCUACGUAAUACCCAAUACAUCCCCCUAAUCACAUCCUCCCUCCCCCAAGCCCCUCUUCCUCUACCCCACCCCAAAACUCCUCAUCUACUCCUCGCAUCAAGCAUAAUGAUGAGAUUGUAUCGUCCCAUUUCGGUCCCAUUCUCUGCCGCAUGCCCUCUCCAUAUUAGCCACCGCACCACACCUUGUGCCUAAGCCCCGGGAAACUGGCCCUCGGUGUGGCGCCCUCUCGUGGUGAAAGUAGCAGAAGGAAGAAACUAAAAAAAAAUACUAUUUUACGCGGCUGGAAAGCGAAAAAGCGUAUGGGAUCAAUUUGGCACGAUAUUAAUAUGCGUGUGAGUGUGUGUAUGUGUAAGCUUAUAUUAGCAAACAUAUACUAAACGAAACCGUGAAUAAAGAAGAAAAAAAGAAACAAUAUUACCAGCCAUUAAAGAAAAAAAAGAUAUAUAAAGAAAAAGAGAGAGAGAGAAGGGAAGGAUGGGAGAAAGGGGGUAAAAGAAUUGUUACAACAAAAAAAAUAUGGAUGCUACGGCUAUGUGGCGUUGCCUCUCGUAAGACGCGUUUAUAAUAACAAUUGUGAGAAAAAAAAUAAAACAGAAUUAUUACUUCAAAUAAAA